AAAUGCAAAACAGAUAUAAAUUAAUUUCAAGUUAGCUGUGUAUUUAUUUUCAAAAUAAUGUGCUUCUGUUUUGAGCGGUGUUAGUUAGUUGUUUCUUCAUGAAUAGAAAAUCAGCAUUUCCUUUGUGAAGAGUUGAAUUUUAUUCAAGAUGGAAAAGGAGAAGUUGGUUGACGAGUUGACAGCAAAACAUUUAUGGAACAUUGGAAAUCUACUUUCCACGACAUGUCCAGCAGCGUCGAGAUUUUAUAUGUUCUCUAUGGAAAGGAAACUAAUCCAUGAUCCUGAUCUGUUUCAUAAAAAAACAAAAAGAAGUUUCCUGUUCUGCAAUCAUUGUGGAAGCUUAUGGUCUCCAGAAAAUCACAGGGUUCGCAUUCGGGCACCUAGCUUCCCAAAUCGCCAUAUUAGAAAACUUCUACAGUAUGAAAGAGAUAGUCCAUGGAAGCUUAAUAAUCAUCAAAAGCGAAAACUGAGAAAGUUUAAAGAGGCUACAAGUAAAAUAAUUUAUAGUUGCUUCUCUUGCAAGAAGAAAACAAUAUUCCAAGGCAUAAAAAGAAAAAGAUGUGCUAGUUCUAACAUUCUGACCUCAACACCAGUGCCAGUUAUUAAAUAUAAGACAGGCAACUUGUCUGCUGGAUUAUUUAUCCCACUCUCAUCUGAAAAAAAGCCUCAAGAUACUGUAGGUGGGCACUAGCCAUUGUAGGCAUUGGCCACCAUUAAUCCUGGAAGCAGUGGUCACUUUAUUAUGGAAGCAUCUAAUGGGUGGACCAUCGUUGCCACCAAUGAAGGAACAGAGUCCAUGCCUUGUCUGGGAUUCAAAACUAGCCCCUUUUGGUAUGGCAGUCAGUCACUAACCGCUUUCUGGGCAGCAUUACACAAAAGAUGUAGAUAUGCAUGCAUAUUCACUCACUGUUGAGACUACUAAAAGUAAUUAAAUGAGUCUUACCAUGUGGUAGAUGGUUUGGAUCUAAAUAUAUGGCAGAGUAGUUUUCCAGUUACUGAUUUAUCAUCUGAUCACAUUCCAGUGAUUGCUCGGCUAGGAUUCAGCAGACUAAAACUAAGCAGCAAACAUCAAUGGACUGGGAUCUGUUCUAAAACAUUGUCCUCACUUCACCCUUCAACAUAGGCUCGCUCUGAUCCGAGACCGACAUUGACAAAGCAAUCCAAAAUUUUACUUCUCAGUUACAGGACUUCCUACAAAAGGCUACCUCUACUGUCAACACAAAUCAGGCGGACGGCACCUUGCCUGCUAACAUAAGAACAGUAACUGCUGAAAGACACAGAAAACAAUAUAGCAGAGACUGGAACCCGGCUACAAAAACGAUCAUUAACAGGCUCACACGUCAAAUUAAAAGCCUUAUCAGUGAGCAUCGAAAAGAACUAUGGAACAACAAAAUUUAUAAUCUAAAUUUGGAGGACGGCUCUUUUUGGAAAUUCACUCAAAACCUCAAGAAGGACUUUUAUCACCCUCGUCCAAUUAAAACAGAGAACGGUUUUGCCUAUUACAAUCAGGAGAAAUCUGAUACCUUCACUAAACAUUUCAGCACACAGUUCGUGCAAAACGAAAUUUCAAUUGGUAAUGAGUCAGUAAUUGAUUAUGAGGUGCAACGUUGGCUCGACACACCUUCUCCACGUAACAUUAUUCAACUCAUUACUCUUCAGGAAGUUAAGGAUAUUAUCAAGCAUGCAAACGUGGCUUCAGGAGUAGACAAGAUAACCAACAAAAUGCUUAAAUAUCUGCCGCAUUGCCUGAUCACCAAAUUAACUAGUAUUUACAACACCUGUCUCUCACGCUCCUACUUUCCUACAGCAUGGAAACACGCCAGCAUUUUCCUUAUCCAGAAACCUGGCAAACCCCCAGAAGAACCUGCAAGUUAUAGACCGAUUAGUCUCUUAUCUAUUUUAGGGAAUAUUCUUGAAAGGCUUAACAGACUUCAACAGCAAGCCGACACCAUUGCAGACAAGCAGCAUGGCUUCCGUAAAGGUCUAUCAACCACUCAUCAAUUACUAAUCAGGAUUACAGAAUACAUUGGAGCGGCAAUCCACAAGAAAAACAGUGUGGGCACCCUUAUGCUAGACGUGGCAAAGGCCUUCGACCGCGUUUGGCAUAAGUGUUUAAUCUACAAGCUUGUGCACAUUAAUCUUCCUCGGGAAAUCACUCUUAUGCUCAUAUCCUAUCUUAAAGACAGAACGUUUUCAGUAAAACAAGGAGACCAUAUUUAAGAUAAAACAAACACCAUCUUAGCAUGUUACGCGGGUGACACCGCGAUCGUCUCCAAAUCAAGACGCCCCAAACACGCUGUAGAGAAAUUUCAGCAAGCAGUUCCAGAAAUAGAAGAAUGGUGCAAGAGAUGGAAGGUAAAAGAUAAAUCCUGAGAAAUCUCAAGUUUUAGUUAUCCAGAAAUACAAAACUAAAGAUCAGCUUAGCUGUAAAAUCACUAUGUUUGGGAAGUCAUUUCCCAUCAUAACGAAGGCCAAAUAUCUCAGCAUUAUUUUCAACAGGAGUUUUACUUUGUCUAACCAUAUAAGUUAUGUGUGUGGAAAAGCCUAUAGUAUAGUAAAAAGACUGUAUCCGUUACUCGCAAAAGACUCAGUCCUCAGCCUCACUCGCAACAGAUGGAUAUACACAGCCAUCAUUAGGCCAAUUAUAACUUAUGGUGCUCCAACCUGGGUCAGUGCAAACAAAGAAGACAUCCACAAGUUACAGGUUAUUCAAAAUAAAUUUCUAAGGACUGUUACAAACAUCCCUUAUUUCAUUAGAAAUGAAAAUCUAGACUGGGAUCUCAAGAUUGAAUAUAUGAAAGACUUUUUACAUAAACUCAACUCGAACUUCUUCCAGAAAGCUGUGACGAGCAAGACCGCAAACUUUGCCCAGAUUCCGAAAUACGAAAUCAUCUUAGAAGAUUAGUUUAUUCGUCCCUACGCUUCAUAUUUAAUCAGGCAAGCUUAAUAUUUAAUUUAAAUUUACAAUAACAUGAUCAUAUACAUGAUGUUUACGUUCUCUCUUCGGAAAUACUGACGCCUUAGAAUUUCAACCAAUCAUCAGUGAGCAACAGCCAGCAGCAAACGAUUAUAGAAUUUUCACCUGCGUUUACUUGGGAAUUAAUGCUGUGAUUUUUACAUCAUUUUCCUCAUACCACCCAUAAUUUUCCGAUUAUUUUGAUGGACAAUAUGCGUAAUGAACUCAGCAAUUGCAGAAAUUAUAAAAAAAAAAAAAAAAAUUAAAAAAUAAUAAAAAAAAAGCGAAAUUGGACUUUACUACUUUACAAACAGCAACGCUGAUUAGAUAACUCCGACUAGGCCCUGCCCCCUGCUCCUUGACCAGCAUUCCUUCUCACCGGCUCCAGUCAGUGUUCGAGCAUACAUAUGUGAGGCACCGUAUUCUCUUGUAUUCAUAUCCUUCCGUCAGAGGAAAAAUAUUCAUGUUUUUACACUGCUUAGGUUUUCUACUUUGAAUGUCUGGGAAGUAUUGCCAUGGCAAUAAAUACCCAGAACAACACAGCAGUAUUGCAGUUUUCCAGUUUAAAGCCAUUAGACAUCAAUUUGGAUCAAAUAAACAGAUAUAUUCUUGAGUACAAAAAGAAAAGAAGAAAAAAUAGCACCAAGCCUUUUAUUUAAAUCACUUUUACACAAUAUUUGAAUUGUCUGUAUUUGAUUGCUUCCAAAAUACAACUCAGUUUUUUUUUUUCGUUCA
Messenger RNA from Stegodyphus dumicola, 3691 nucleotides. RefSeq names its product ribonuclease MRP protein subunit p24-like. The record is from RefSeq and is a predicted model, not a curated record. NCBI's taxonomy places the organism in Eukaryota, Metazoa, Arthropoda, Arachnida, Araneae, Eresidae.